Lingula anatina is the source of this 981-nucleotide messenger RNA. Its product is annotated as WD repeat-containing protein 27-like. The record is from RefSeq and is a predicted model, not a curated record. NCBI's taxonomy places the organism in Eukaryota, Metazoa, Brachiopoda, Lingulata, Lingulida, Lingulidae. Gene Ontology annotation, molecular function: protein binding.
GUGCCUUGGCAAACAAGUCUGCUCACCUGUUCAAGAUGCCUUUAUCAGGCAGUGGAACAGCAUUCACAGGUCAUAAUGGGGUUGUCAACUCUGUCUGGUGGAAUCAUGACAACAAGUACCUGAUUUCAGCAUCAGAUGACAAGACGGCGUCUGUAUGGGUCAAAGGUCAGGCUGAACCUAUUCUGACCUUUUCCACACUUACAGACAAUUUUGGGGUGGACAAGGAAGGGGGGCUCAAACCAUCAAAAGACAAUCCUUUAUUUCCAAAAGAGAUUUCACUUGCUCAGUUUUAUUAUAUGGACAAGUUUGUCUUAUUGACUGCAGGCAGUACCUUUUACCUGUACAAAUACUUCCUUGAUUCAAGUAAACAAGACAUUAAGAGGUAUAUAAGUAACAGUCGGUACAAACUAGUGAAGAGUUUUCAGCUUGACCAAGCACAGAAGAUAACAGCUAUGUCUGCUGUCAAUGGAUUUUACUCAUAUAUUGUUUUAUGUGCUGGAUCUAACAAGUCCAUAGAGGUUUUUGACAUGAAUGCUGGUCAGAGUGUUAGAGUGGUGGAGGAAGCACAUACCAGGCCCAUACAUGUCCUGUGUCAGAAUGAGGGCUCCAGCUAUGUCAGCCAUCCCCCUGAGAGCUACAACUUGUUUGUCACUGCUGCUGCCUCAGAUUGCAUAAAACUCUGGGACCUCAGGACAAACAGAUGCAUAAGAAAAUAUGAAGGUCAUAUAAACAGGUCUCAUUCCUGUGGUUUGGCCAUCAGUCCAUGUUCUAGGUUUAUUGCUUCUGGAGCAGAGGACAGAGCAGCUUAUAUAUUUGACAUCCGCUCAGGGACUUACCUCCACAAGUUGACAGGACACACAGAUACUGUCACUGAUGUAGAGUUUCAUCCAUUGUACCCAGAGCUGCUCACAUCAACAUUAGAUGGUAAGCUGAGACUUUUCAAGACCAGUUGAUGUCUCCUCCUCUGUUAGUAUGUGGAUA